Botrytis sinoallii is the source of this 1164-nucleotide messenger RNA. RefSeq lists its product as uncharacterized. Gene Ontology annotation, molecular function: hydrolase activity. The record is from RefSeq and is a predicted model, not a curated record. Bases 1 to 1164 code for a protein of 387 amino acids. Lineage: Eukaryota; Fungi; Ascomycota; Leotiomycetes; Helotiales; Sclerotiniaceae. The transcript has a single exon.
AUGUCUUCCAAUCCUGAUCCCAGCUCUCACCCCCUCAUCCUAACCCAUCCUCCCCCACUCAAUCCAGCCUGGGAAUCACAUAUCCCUCAUCUCCCAGCGCCUAGUACCUCCACCUCCCCUGAUGUCCGCAGAUCUGUAUACAGUCAAAAUUGCAUCAAUCAAAACACCAGUCUUCUCCGCACUUCUCUUGUUCACCUUACUCAGAACCUCCUCAUAACCUCUGCUUCCAUCCCUUCACCAUCCGGCCACGAGAUCCCUACUCGCCUCUACACUCCCACUUCCACCACCAACUCCGCCUCUGUUCCCAAUUCAGAUUCUCAACCGCUGAUCAUCUAUUUCCACGGCGGCGGUCUUUACGUUGGCGAUCUUGAUUCCGAAGAUCUAACAUGUCGUCAAUUGUCCCUUUCCCUUUCCCUCCCACUCCUCUCAAUAUCCUACCGCCUACUCCCCGCUUUCACUGCCGACGAUGCUGUCUCCGAUGCACUGUCCACUUUCACCCAUCUCUGCACUCAAUUCCCUUCCCGAAAAUUCGUCCUUGUGGGAAGUUCGAGUGGGGGACAACUGGCUGCUACCGUCGCUUUGACUUUCAUUCAAAAGGGAGAUGGGAUUGAGAAAGAAGAAGGAAAGCGGAUACUAGGAGUUAUCUUGAGAUGUCCAGUAGCAUGCGAUGCUACUGAUAACGGGACAAGUAUUCCAGAGGAAUGGAAAAGUAUACACACGAGUAUGAAUGAGGAGUUUUAUACAGGGAUAUUAAACAAGCCGGCUGUGACAAGAGAAAAUAGAGUCAAGGGGUACAAGAUGCCUUUGGAGUUGUUGGCGGAGAUGCCGAAGCUUACCAAGACACCCGAGCCUGUUGGAAGCGGCCAAGAAGACGUCAAUACAAAAUGGUUCAUACAGCUUUGUACUAACGAUAUAUAUUAUUCUGACGGGGUAUGUCUUGCGCUUGGGUUGAAGGGGAGAGGACAUAGUGUGAAGAUCCGAGUAGAAUUUGGGUGGCCCCAUACGUUUUGGUUGAAGGGGAUGGUAUUAGAAGAAGCUCAGAAGACCGAAAAGGAACUGAUUAAAGGGGCGAAGUGGGUUCUGGAUAGACCGGGGGGAGCUGAGCCCAAAGAAGUCCAGGGACAGAAAUUUUGGGUGGAAUGGAGUGAGGAGGCCAAUCUGUGA